Mesocestoides corti is the source of this 525-nucleotide messenger RNA. The record is from the annotation of a GenBank genome assembly. NCBI's taxonomy places the organism in Eukaryota, Metazoa, Platyhelminthes, Cestoda, Cyclophyllidea, Mesocestoididae.
AUGUUGAUACACCCUGUGGUAGUUGUUGUAGUUGUUGGUGCUGCUGUGGUUGCUGUUGUUGUUGUGGUUGUUGUUGGUACUGCUGUGGUUGUUGUUGGUGCAGCUAUGGUAGUUGUUGUAGUUGUUGGUGCAGCAGUGGUUGUUGUUGGUGCAGCUGUGGUAGUUGUUGUAGUUGUUGGUGCAGCAGUGGUUGUUGUUGGUGCUGCUGUGGUUGUUGUUGGUGCAGCUGUGGUAGUUGUUGUAGUUGUUGGUGCAGCAGUGGUUGUUGUUGGUGCAGCUGUGGUAGUUGUUGUAGUUGUUGGUGCAGCAGUGGUUGUUGUUGGUGCUGCUGUGGUUGUUGUUGGUGCAGCUGUGGUAGUUGUUGUAGUUGUUGGUGCACCUGUGCUAGUUGUUGCAGUUGUUGGUGCAGCAGUGGUUGUUGUUGUUGUUGUGGUUGUUGUUGGUGCUGCUGUGGUUGUUGUUGUUGUUGUGGUUGUUGUUGGUCCUGCUGUGGUUGUUGAUGUAUCCCUGCUUGUAUCUGAACUA